Molecule: messenger RNA, 9485 nt
Organism: Lampris incognitus (smalleye Pacific opah)
Lineage: Eukaryota; Metazoa; Chordata; Actinopteri; Lampriformes; Lampridae
Product: proline-rich protein 12-like
Exons: 15
Coding region: 383-8224 (2613 amino acids)
Source: RefSeq, a predicted model, not a curated record
UCGGCGUUUCAUCCAUCGCCGGCGAAACCCUCCGCGUCUACACCAUGACCGUGCACGGUUUCGCUACAAAUCUGCAUUCGUGGAAAUGAUAGACGGGGGACGUGUAAGGAAAGGAGAAAGAGUGAUUUCGGAGGUGGCUUAAGUAUAUACCCCCCCCUCCAGACCCCCCUCUUUUUUUCAUCCAGCUUUCUCCUCCCCUCCAUUUCUCUUUUCAAUAUGCUGUUUUCCACUCCUGGGGACUUGCUUAUGAAAACGGGAAAAUAGCCUCACGUCGAGAACGGGGAAGACGGGUUUUUGCCUUCUUUUUUUUCUUCUCUCCUCCAACAGUCCGCCGCGAUUGCGACUCCCCGUCGCUCUCGUCCUCGUCAAACACACCACGUAAAUGGAUAGAAAUUACCCGGGAACAGGAUUCGGCGAUUUGGGCGCAGGAGCUGGAUGGAGUUACGAGAGGUCGGCCAAAGCAAGUCUUGUGUAUGGGAGCUCCAGAUCAUCCCACCCGGAGUCUGAGCUCCUACACAGGCAAGCCUACGCCACCCCACACCCUCUGCAGAGCUAUGCCACCAAUCACCACCCAGGGAGCUCCGGCCAGGGCGGGGCCUGGGGAGCAGCUGGAAGGAGUUUGGGUCUGUCUGGGCUGUUCGACACGGGCCUGCACCAUGCCAGCCCUUCUGGCCCCGAUGCCUCUGUCAUGAACCUGAUCUCAGCCCUUGAGUCCCGGGGUCCCCAACCUCCCCCCUCAGCCUCAUCCCUCCUGUCGCAGUUCCGCACGCCGUCCUGGCAGACAGCGAUGCACACUCCUGCUCCGGCGGAGCUUUUCAUCUCCGGCGCCCUGCCAGGCUCCGGCUCUUUCCCCUCCUCCUCAGCCCUCUCAGCCUAUCAGCACCCGGCCUCCUUCUCCAGCCGCUCUUUUCCGGCCGCCUCCCUCUCCCUCCAGGACACACCCACUUUCAGUCCCACCUCAAAUGGCCUGCUCUCCCCUCACGACCCCCUCCUUCACAUCAAGGCUCCCUCCCAGUCCAGCCUGGGCUUUGACAGGCUACUGUCUUCACAGGGAGCCGCCAGCGCUGCCUAUCGGGGUGGCCAGGACCCAACUGGCGCCACCUCUGCCCAGGCGUCCUCUGCUAGACACCUCCAGUCUCACCAGUUCAACCUGCUGUCAUCCCAGCUCCAGGACCAGUCCUCCCAGCUCUAUAAUGCCUCAGUUUUUUCCUCAGCCCAGCCCCAGCCUCAACCCCAGUCCCAGUCCAGCUCAGGGCAGGAGCGCACUGUGUCACGACAGGACAGCGUCAUCAAGCACUAUCAGCGGCCCACGCCGGCCCAAUCCCAGCUUGCCUCUUCUGCUACCCACUCCCUCCAGCACUACCUCAGCUGUGGAGGGGCAGGGUACCAGCAGAUAGCAACCCACCACAGGCAUGCUGGCCUCUCUUGCAGCCCCCUGGGUGAACACAGCCCCUCCUCUGACCACAAGCCCACCUCCCGUCCCGAGCAGUACCGGCCAAUCAUCCAGCCCCCUUACUCCUCUUCUUCAUCUUCCUCUUCCUCUUCCUCUGCUGGCAAAGGGACCAAGAGCAGCUCCAGCAGCGGCUACUCCUCUGCCAGCUCUGCCUCCUCCUCUAGAACUCCUCACACUCCUCCCUCAGCCUCCUCCACCUCCUCUUCCUCCUCCUCUUCCUCUGCCACCUCAGGGGCCCAUCCCUCCAACUCAAUCCCCACCUCUACUUCCAGUGCAGCCCCCUCCAGACAGCAGCCUCCCCCUCAGUCUGCACCUCCUCCAGCUCCUCAGCAGCAGCAGCCUCCUCCUACUUCCUCCACCUCUGCCCCUCAGGCUCUCCCUAAAUCCUGCCUCUCUGGGUACGGUUCCCCUGUACCCUCAGUGAAGACGCCCACCAGUGCCCUCACUGGUCAAACCCCACCUCAGCAGCAGCAGACCCAAUCCUUUUCCCCCAGUCAGCCCCCCACGACCCACCUUCCUCAGUCCUAUGGGGGCUUUAGCUCCCCUCAAGCACAGGACCUCAGCUCAGGCACUGGGGGAAAAGGCUAUGGUGGUCUGGCAGGGCGAAGUCAGUCAUACUCCACAGAUGUUUAUGGGACUGACUCUGCCUAUGGCUCGCUUCCCUCUUCCCUUGGUGGAGCCGGAAGCCCGUCACUAGGCUAUGGAGCACCAGGCCACUCCCCUGCCCUUUUAAGGUCAGGUGGGUCAUCAAGCAGUGGAGCUUCUGGUGGAGGUAACAGCAGUAACACAGGAGGAGGGAACUCUGGAUCAGGAGGUGGAGCAGGUAGCAGCAUGGCCAAUGAGAGAGGUGGGGGAGGCAGUGGAGGAGGAUCUUAUCAUAUCCCAGACUCCAGCCCCUCCCCAUCUGGAAACUCUGCUAUCAUCCGCCCAGGGUUACACUCCCCAGUGCCUGCCUGUCCCACCCAGUCUCCUGGAGGUUCUGGCUCCAACAAGUACAUGUCUUCAGUCCUCUCACCCACCUUCCUGGCCUCCCCACAGGGCUACCCCGAUACUCGAGGCCCCAGUUCCCAGCCCCAGUCCUACCACCCAACCUCCUCCAAAGCUAAAUCUGACACCUCCAUGCUUGGGGUGGGCUCCCAAAGGUCCCAGGAGGAAGUGGAUGAUGAUGAGGACUUCCUAAUCCAGCACCUGCUGCAAGCCCAGGCAAGUCCAGCCCCUCAGGCUACCCAUCACCACUCUCAACAGCAGCAACAACAACAGCAGCAGGCAUCUCAACAACCGCAGCCCCAACCAGUGCCCUCAACCACUGACGCUGGCAAGGGGUUGCCCUAUGACCUGGGCAAGAGCUCUGAGGAGAGGUACCACCUCCAAAGUGUCAUCCGCACACACAGUGCCACCACCAGCUCUGGAGUUGCCAGUGCAGGAUCUGGGGGGACAAUUUCAGGCUUGGACAACCAACUAGAGAUGUCACUGAAGAAGCAACAGCAUCAACAUCAGCAACAACAACACCAUCACCAACAACAGCCACAGAGAAAUGACAGAACAGUCACAGGUACCAGGAGCAGCGGCGGAAGAAGUGGUGGUGAACAAGUGCCCCAUGCCCACCUCCAUCACCAUGACAACCUUGGCUCAGUAGUACACUACGGACGGGGCGACCCUUACUCCCAGCACUCUCUUGCUCCCCAGCACUCCUCCCACGGGCAGCAUGUUUCCUCCCACACCCAGCUGCCAUCCCACAGCCAGAUGGAGCUCCAGAAGAAGCCCCCAGAGCGUGCCGAUAUCGCGUAUCCUCGAAAGACUCCAGAAGUCCAGCAGCAGCAGCAGCAUUCCCAGUCACAAACUGCUGCAUCACUCAUGGAUUCCCCUACUGACCAGUCCCGGCAGCCGCCGCACCUGCUCCAGUCAGUUCUGUCCCACACCACCCGUGGCAAAAUGGAGGCCCAUCAACCCCACCACAAGAUAGAUUCUCAUCAACAACAGCAUCAACCACAACACCACAAAAUGGACUCCCAUCGUUCUCAUCAGCAGCACCACAAAAUGGAUUCCCACCAACAACAGCAACAUCAACAACAACAGCAUCAACAGCACCACAAGAUGGACUCCCAUCCGCAGUCACAGCAGCACUCUAUUGGCCAACCACAGUCGGUGAUGGAGGGUGCUGGAGGCAGGAUGGGCUCAGGCAAACAUCAGACUCAGCCAACGUCUCAGGCCACCCAGCUUCAGCUCCAACUCCAGUCCCAGGCUCUAGAGGUAGUGGCAGCUCACUACAGCCAUGGUCCGCCCCCAACCCAGCACGACCAGAGCCAGGCCAAGCAGAGCUCUGUUGUGUCUUCCCUGGACAUGCUGGAGCGCUCGCUCUCUCAGACCUCAGGCUCAGAGGAGGAUAGACGAGGAGGAGGAGCUAGUGGAGGAGGAGGUGGAGCUGGCACUGAGCGCCACAGACAGCAGGAGAGGCACCCUGCCCACCACCAGCAGCACUCCACCUCCGACCUCCACUCCUUCCUGUCUGAGCCUGACAUGGGCUUGUCUACGCCCUCGCACAUGCAUCAUCUGUCCCAGCACCACCCACAGCAGCAGCAACCACAACCGCAGCAACAGCAGCAGCAGCACUCCAACUCUCACCACCAACAAACCCACUCCCACCACGCUCAUGGCCAACCCCACUCACAGCCUCAACAGCACCCACACCACAUCCCGCCACCCCCGACCUCAACCCACUCCCAGCCUCAGUCUGACACCCAGCCAUCCCUGUCUACCCAACUCACCCCCCAACAGAGUCAGCUUGAGCAGCAGCGCUCGGAGCAGCACCAGUUCGACACAGUUAGCCCUGUUGAGAAAGCUGGUCAAAACCAGCAGAGCAACCGCUUUGUGCCGCUGACAUCCAUCUGCUUCCCAGACUCACUCCUGCAGGAUGAGGACCGCUCCUUCUUCCCAGGGAUGGAGGACAUGUUCUGUGCAGAUGACUACAAGUCCAGCUGUGGAGGAGACACUGGACCGGGCCAGGAGGAGAUGAACGAGAACCAGGGUAGUGCCCAGGAAGGACUAGAUUCCUUGAAGGCCGGGCAGAGUGGGGGUGGAGGAGGGGGAGGUGCCGGGGGUGGCUACGACAUGAUGGGCCACCAUGGAGGAGAUCAGGGUUACGCCCAGUACUGCCAUGGCUUGGAGGAGUCCGCUAACAACACCAUGACCCUUGACCUUGACUCCCUAAAGACCCAUGAGCUCCCCUCUACUGUCAACACUGAGCAACUGGGUUUGAUCCAGUCCCAGGGAAUAGGGAUGGGCUCCAACAGCACUGGCCCCAACAGUUCCGGAGGUAAACUGUCAUCUGGGACUGGGAAUACUGGGACUGGCACAGGUUCUGGAGGCCUUCAGUCUCCCAUCUUUUGCUCCUCACGUCCAAAGAAGCUCCUCAAAUCAAGCUCCUUCCACCUCCUGAAGGAGCGUCGGGAUCCCAACACACUGCCCAAGAAGAGCUAUGCCCAGGAGUACGAAUUUGAAGACGAUGAAGACAAAGCAGACCAGCCCGCUGACAUCCGCCUCAACAGCCGGCGUCUUCCUGACCUCCUCCCUGACCUGGUGUCCAGCUGCAGGAAAGGUGGAGGUGGGGGCGGGUCCCUGAGCCCCUUGAUGGGAGACCUUGACUUCUAUCAUUCCCCAGGAUACUCCUCCCUUGGGCCGCCGUCCCUGCUGCCUCAGGAUGGCCCCAAGAAGAGGGGUCGCAAGCCCACCAAACCCAAACGGGAAGGUCCUCCACGACCCCGUGGUAGGCCCCGCAUCCGACCACUGCCGGAGGCCUACACGCCCCGGGGGAUGAUGGGGGAGAUGGGUGGGGCACCACAGGGCGGGGCUAUGUUCAGUGUGGAUGGACGGGGAAGGGGGCGGGGCCGUGGAGGGCGGGGUAGAGGAGGGAGGAGAGAGGACAUGUUGAUGGAAAUGAGCGGGAAGGAGCAGGAGCUACAUCACCUCCAGCAGCAGCAGCUCCACCAUCAGCCCCAACAACAGCAGCAUCACGAGCCAAUACCACCUCUGAAGAUCAAAUUGCCAAUUGGUACCUUGUCAUCCUCGGACUCCCUGUUAAGGACGGAUUCUCUGUCUGGGACGGAUCCCGCCCUGUCUGACGGUUCGGUGGGUUCGGCGCCAUCCCUCGGUCUGAGCCCGGGGCCCCCCUGCAGCAGCGACAGCAGCCGGAGCCAGGAGAAGAACCGGCAGAAGGGCCAGAUGAUGAGCGAGGGGUUUGAUGAGGAGGAGCUUGAAGGAAGGGGGGACGAAAAGGACUCUGAGUCCAAGGCUGGCUUCAUGGCUUCCUUCCUGGACUUCCUCAAGACAGGGAAGAGACCUCCAGGCCUGGAGAUGGAGCCAGGCAAUGGGGAGACCUCCCCAGGAAAACCCGGUAGUCUCCGUCCGCUCUCCCCAGCCCCUCCUCCCCCACCGCCUCCCCCUCCGUUCGGUGAGGCUGAAGGGAAUGGGGGCCUGGCCUUGGGCGGCUGCCCUAGCCCCAAGCGGCUGGAGGAUGAGCUGAAGAGAAACCUGGAGACUUUGCCCUCGUUCUCCUCUGACGAGGAGGACUCGGUGGGGAAGAACCAGGACCUCCAGAAGAGCAUCUCCUCUGCCAUCUCCGCCCUGUACGACACCCCCCAGUUGGCCUCCACACUCCAGCCUCCCCCACCUCCCCCGCCCUCACAGCCCCAGCCUCCUCCUGCCCCAACCCAGGCCCCUCUCACCCCCACCUUGCAGCCCCCAACGCUUAGUCCCCAGCCAGCCCUGCACACCCCCCACACCCAGCCUCCAUCCAGGGAACCAGCCGUGCUCCAGCGAGAAGAUUGCGAGACAGAGGAGAACGAAGAGCAAGAAGAAGAGGAGGAGGAGGAAGAAGAGGAGGGCCAAAGGUGCAUGGACGGAGCAGGAGAGGAGAGCGACAGGAUGGAGGACAGGGAAACACAGUUGGAGACACUAGUUGCUCCUCAGUUAGAAGCUUCCCUUCCUGAACCUACCCCAGAGCCUGGGACCCCCGAGCCUCCUCUCGCCCCGCCCUCCCCUGCUUCCUCCUCCACCCCCUCACACUCCCCCCUGCCCCCCCUCUCGCUCCCGUCUCCGCUCCCCCCGCAGGAGGAGCUGCAGGAGGAAAACCCUCAGUCCUGUCCGAGUCCACUCCCCCCAUCCGCCCCCUCUCCCGCACCUCCUCCUGCUGCUGCCUUGCUCCCUCCAGCCUCCACCACACCUCCUCCCCAGCCACACCCGCCGUCCUCGCCGCCAGCCCCGGCUCCCAGCGAGUCUCCCCAGUGCUCCCCAGAGCCCCCUGCCUCCCCUGAGGAACCGCCACCCCCGAAAAUCACCUCCCUCCACCUGGCUCAGAAGCAGGAGGACGCGGCCAUCGUGGGGGAGAGCGAGGAGGAUGAGAGCGAGAGCGGGGGGGAGGGGAUCUUCCGCGAGAGGGAUGAGUUUGUGGUGCGGGUUGAAGACAUUCGGACGCUAAAGCUGGCGCUGCAGACUGGCCGUGAGCCCCCGCCCAUCUGGAGGGUGCAGAAAGCUCUACUGCAGAAGUUCAGCCCUGAGAUCAAAGAUGGACAGAGACAGUUCUGUGCCACCAGCAAUUAUCUCGGCUACUUUGGAGACGCCAAGAAGCGGUACCAGCGGCUCUAUGUCAAGUUCCUGGAGAAUGUCAACAAGAAGGACUAUGUCCGUGUUUGCUCCAGGAGACCCUGGCGAAGAACUGCACCUGCUCUCAGACGCCAGACGCUCCCCCGAAUGGCUUCCCAGCCGGUCACCCAGCCUCCCCCACCCCCGCCACCUCGAGCAUCCGAGAAAGAGGAGCGGGUGGCACCGCCAGUCCAGCGCGAGCAGAGGGAGAGAACGAGGAGCAAGGAACAGCGGGAGAAGAAGGAGGCAGCGGCCGCCAUGGCUAAAGCCAAGGAGCGAGAGAAGGAGAAGGAGAGAGAGAAGGAGAGGGAGAGAGAGAAGGAGAGGGAAAAGAGGGUGCAUCCCCAGCAGGAGAAGGCAGAGCGAGGGAAGGGGAAGGAGGAGAGGAAAGCAGUGGAGAGGAAGGAAAAGGUGAAGCCAGACCGUACCCCCAAGUCCAAGCCAACCAAGGUGAAGGCAGAGCCUCCGCCAAAGAAGAGGAAGAAGUGGCUGAAAGAGGUGCCUUCGUCGUCCGACUCCGACUCCUCAGAAGAGGCAGCCAGUGAGGACGAGGUGCCUGUGAAGGGAGGCGUGAACAACCGGGCCAUGAGGGAGAUGUUUAGGAGCUACGUGGAAAUGCUGGUCAGUACCGCCCUCGACCCCGACAUGAUCCAAGCUCUGGAGGACACAGAUGAUGAGCUGUACCUCCCCCCGAUGAGGAAGAUUGACAGUAUUCUCAGUGAACAGAAGAGGAAGCUGUUAAAGAGGGUUGGCAUGAGCUCUCAGCACCAGGAGACUCUUCACGCCUACCCUCAGAUCAUCGUGGAGCCUCUGGACUCUGGAAUGGUCAGGGUGCGGCUCAGCGGGGAGGCUUACAACCGUAAGACCCUCAAUAGAGUCAAGAAGACCCUGCCAAAACCGCAGGACCUCAAACUGUCUGCAGAGUCAUACCGGAUCUACAGUCUCUACCACUCUCUGCACCACUAUAAAUACCACACUUUCCUUCAGUGUAAGAAAGAGACCAACACAGUGGAGCAGGCCACUGAGGACCCGGGUCAGGAGGAGGUGGUGCAGCAGUGCAUGGCCAACCAGAGCUGGCUGGAUGCUCUCUUCGCUUCCUUCAUCGACCUGCUGACGCUCAGCGCCAAGGCCUGAGAGAGGACAGGACAGGGGAGGGGAGGGGCGACGUGAAUGACAGAAAUGCUUAAGAACAAGCAGGAAGUUGUGGGCCCUGCUGUACAGCCCCCUGCACCCCACCAAAACCUCCCUCGUGCCUCUUGAGAGCUGAGGAGGAGUUUUUUGGAGGAUAACAAGGCGCCCAUUGAUGUGACCUCGGACACUGAUCCCUCUUUAAUUUUCUUCUGCCCUUUCCCCCCCCCCUGAAAGACUGAUAAAGGAAUCGUCUCAUUCUGAGAGGAUGACAAAAAGCUGCCGGGGGCACCGGGGGUCACUCGCAGACGGCCGAGGUCGAUGGCUAACCGGCCAGCCGCGAAAUGGGUGGGGGUUUUGCAGAGGUAAAAGGUCAAGAGAGGAGCCAGGAUCCACGCCAAGCGGAGGCGGAGUCACUGGCCUCUGUGUCAGGGAGACGAUAGUUUUAAAGGGAAAAAAAAGAAGAAGAAAAAAAAACAAACUUAGUACCGAUUAGUUUUUACAUAAAUUAUUUUUUGAGAAGAACUUUAACAUUAAGCGGUCAGCUUUUUGGAGAGCGGGAGGGUGGCGAGAGUGCUUUUUAAACGUGCGAGCCGAGCGAGGCGGAAAACGUAGAGCGGCCCCACGGACGGAGUGCGAUGGAAAACGGAAGCUCCCGCUCAUCGUGUGCUACGCCAGGAGCGGCAACACCCAGCUCUGUGACAAUAAUAUAUAGACAUCUUUUUAUUAUUUAUACAGGGACGUUUUUAACAAACUCUCACGUGCGCUGGGAUGCUGCCCUGACAUUUUAGAUAACAUUUUUUUCUCCCGCAGGUUAAAUAUACUAAUCAUAACAUAUCCGAGAUGUCUUCCCUUCUAUACAAAAGAGCAACAGAGGAGACACAGAUAUUGACUCAACAACAGUAUGGCUGUAAAAAAGAUAAAGAAAAAAAAAGAAAAAAAAAGAAGAGAAUGGAAAAGUAUAUUUGAAACUUUUAACAUCGUAGUGGUUCAGUUCAGUCAUCCGAUCAUGCAGGUGCAAAGAGAGAAGUAAAUAACUAUCGGCUUCCCCAAAGGAAGCCAGUAUAAAUACGUAAUAUUUAAAGAGGAAAUAGUCAUUUCAUUUUUAUCAUUUUGAUGUUUGUGACAUACUAUGACUUAUUUUGGAAACAAUCUAAUUUUCCAAAAAAAAGAAAAAAAAGAAUGUGUGUAAAUAUUGUAUAGUUCUUGACAAUUCUUUGUUCUUCUGUACAUUAACUCCUGUAUUUGAGAAACAAAUAAAAUUGGC